Messenger RNA from Alternaria incomplexa, 471 nucleotides. RefSeq lists its product as uncharacterized. Bases 1 to 471 code for a protein of 156 amino acids. Gene Ontology annotation, cellular component: mitochondrion. The record is from RefSeq and is a predicted model, not a curated record. The transcript is spliced from 2 exons. NCBI's taxonomy places the organism in Eukaryota, Fungi, Ascomycota, Dothideomycetes, Pleosporales, Pleosporaceae.
AUGAUAAUCGGCACGAACCGCACGCCCACGAACCCCACACCACUAUCCGCGCCCCAAGAGCAACAAGUCAAGGAUUUAUAUUACAAGAAUGUGCGCGCGAAAUGCGCGAAGGAGAUUGAAACGUUUGCGCAAUGCGCCCUCGGCCGCACGUUUACGAUGAUAUACGCGUGCCGCCAACCGCGGCUGGCGAUGAAUAGUUGCAUGUUGCAGUAUCAGAAUCAGGAUGAGUUGGAUAAGGCAAGGUUGGAGUGGUUUGCGUUGGCGGAGGAGAGGAGGCAGGCGCGGAUAGACCACCAAAGAAAGCUGGAAGAUGCGCGAGAGAAACACAAAGAAUGGUGGAAUCUAGACGAGUCGGGGCGUACGCUAGGCAAGAAAGCAGAAACGGUUAAUGAGGAGGGACUGAGGAGGAAAGAGGAGAAUAGGGUUGAUGAUAGGGGGGUUACUAGGGGUGGGGUUUAUGGGUCGAGAUGA